AUGGCAAAAAUACAGCAAUGCCGCUAUCGGAAGAAAACGAACGCAAUAUGCAAAUCAAAGAAGAGACUCGAUGGACGUACCACAAUCGUCACAGGUGGUACGAGUGGUAUUGGCUUGAAUAUAGCCAUUGACUUCGCCACCAGAGGCGCUAGGGUCAUUGUGGCUUGCCCUUUCGAAGACGAAGGCUUACAAGCUGAAAAACUUAUUAUAGAAAAGACAGGUAACAGAAAUGUUGUUUUUAAAUUACUUGAUCUAUCAUCUCUAAACUCAGUCCGUGAAUUCGCAAACGAUAUAAUGAAAAAUGAAAACAGAUUGGAUAUAUUAAUGAAUAACGCAGGCGUUGGUAUACCAGCAGACUUCUUAACAAAAGACGGUAUGAAUUUUAUAAUGCAUGUUAAUUACUACGGUCAUUUUCUUUUGACUAUUCUUUUGCUCCCGUUGCUGAUAAAAACGGGAAAACCGUUUGAUAAGAGCAGAAUAGUCAACACGACGUCAAUAAGUCGUCAUCUUAGUUCAUUUGAUGUUGAUAAUUAUGACAAAACUAGUUACUGGUUCAGAAUUAGAAUAUACUCAAACAGUAAAAUGUGUUUAGUGCUGUUCUCGCGCGAGCUGACGAAGAGGAUAGAGAAUUGUAAUGUCGUUGUGAAUAACGCUGAUCCAGGAUGCGUAGCAACAAGGAUAUAUGACAGCUGUAGUUCAACAAUAGGAUUUUUAUUGGGAUUCCUAGUGAGAAUUCCCUUGCAUCUGUUUUUCAAGAAUCCAUUCGAAGGAGCGCAGACAGGGAUUCAUAUAGCCCUGGACGAAGACGCUGGAUUAGUUAGCGGUGAAAUAUUUGAUAACUGUGAGUUAGUUACUAAGGAAUUGUUUAAAAAGCAGUCCAGUGCAUUUGACGUGGCUGCGGCGAAACUAUGGAAAAGAUCGAUCGAUCUUGUGCAAUUAAAACAGCACGAAUUGAAUUUUUUGACCCCGUAGUAAUGAAAUUGAAAUGUUUUUUUUUUAUUUGUUUGAAAAUUAAUACAAAAUAAUUUAAUUUAUUAUAAAAGAAAAAUUAUAUAUAAUUAUAUAUGUACAAUAAUAACAAAUAAACACGUUCUAAUUGUAUCGGAGCUACUAAGUCUGUACUUUAGUUAUAGAAUUUUCAAUGAAAAAAAAAACAAAAUAAAACCAUCAAAG
Messenger RNA from Melitaea cinxia (Glanville fritillary), 1173 nucleotides. RefSeq names its product retinol dehydrogenase 11-like. The record is from RefSeq and is a predicted model, not a curated record. The coding region runs from base 1 to 972 and encodes 323 amino acids. NCBI's taxonomy places the organism in Eukaryota, Metazoa, Arthropoda, Insecta, Lepidoptera, Nymphalidae. The transcript has 2 exons.